Electrophorus electricus (electric eel) is the source of this 8712-nucleotide messenger RNA. RefSeq names its product BICD cargo adaptor 2a (gene bicd2a). Gene Ontology annotation, cellular component: cytosol; Golgi apparatus. Gene Ontology annotation, molecular function: cytoskeletal adaptor activity; dynein complex binding; dynactin binding. The record is from RefSeq and is a predicted model, not a curated record. Gene Ontology annotation, biological process: microtubule anchoring at microtubule organizing center; regulation of microtubule cytoskeleton organization; protein localization to organelle. Lineage: Eukaryota; Metazoa; Chordata; Actinopteri; Gymnotiformes; Gymnotidae.
UAUCUUUAUUUGAUCAGCAAAAUAAGGCGAUGAAGGUCAUUACAAAUCUACAAAUUGCUUAUGUGAACAAAUAGCCUAUAGACUAUUCUGAUUUUACUAUAAAGAAAAUAUUUUUAUUUAACAUGUAGGACACCUUUUUUUUUUUUAAAAUAAGAUAGUUAAACAGACUUAAUUUAAAAAAUCUUAUUACACAACCGUGAUGCAGCCGGCUUGGUUUACUUAAUCCAUAGGUGGCGAGCUGUACACACACUCGCCUUUUUUCGGGACAUCUCCACGUCACUCGCGGCAGUCGGUUAUGGCUGCGGUUCCGGGAUUCAAAAACGAAGCCCUAUUGACUCAUGGGAUGUGAUUUUUUUCCUCGCCGUCCAUGGUGUCCUAGCGGCCCUUUAAGAAACUACAUAUCCCACAAGUCCAUGGUUUCGCGUAGGAACUCCCAGCUGGUUGAGUUUUCUGCAGCUUGACAGCCCUCUGAAACGGUUCGUUAUUAACGGGCAAGGAGCGGAGAGGUGGUGAGGUGUCCGCAGUCAUGAAGCUGCAUUAGGAUAAAAACGAAAACAGGCUCCGCCCUAAAAUAAAACAUCCCCAACACCGAGAGCUUAACUGGCGAUAAUGCAGCAAUACAGAAGAAUCUAAUUUCACUGCCCCGACAUCAGGUUUGUCGGCGGUUCCCUCCAGGUUGGAUUCGCCCAGUGGUUUUGCCGUUCCUGUCCAAGCUGAAGCGCCGUCUCCGCCGAGGAAGAUGUCCGUGGAGGGGAUGCGGGUUACCGGCGCUGGGCCGGAGGGGAUGCGGGCCGAGCUCGAACGCUUAUCCCGGGAGCUGAGCGAGACGACCCGCGAGAAGAUCCAGGCGGCCGAGUACGGGCUCGCCGUCCUGGAGGAGAAGCAGGCGCUGCAGCAGCAGUACGACGAGCUGGAACUCGAGUACGAGACCGUCCGUCAAGAAAUGGACCAACUGAAAGAGGCUUUCGGGCAGGCCCACUCCAACCAGCGGAAGGUGGCAGCAGACGGGGAGAGCCGGGAGGAGUCUCUGCUCCAGGAGUCGGCGUGCAAGGAGGCGUACUACGAGCAGCGCGUGCAGGAGCUGCAGACCGAGAUACGGCAGACGCGCGUCGCCCUGUGCAACGCACAGGCCGAGAGCGAGCGCCUGAGCACGGUCGCUCAGGAGCUCCGCGAGAACAGUCAGAUGGUGGAACUGCAGAGGUCUCGUCUCCGUGACGACAUUAAAGAGUACAAGUUCCGCGAAGCUCGUCUGCUGCAGGACUACAGCGAGUUGGAGGAGGAAAACAUCACCCUGCAGAAACAUGUCUCUGUGCUCAAACAGGGCCAGGUGGAGUUUGAGGGCCUGAAGCAUGAGAUCCGACGCUUGGAGGAAGACACACAGUUUCUGAACAGCCAGCUGGAGGAUGCCAUCCGCCUGAAGGAGAUCGCGGAGAGGCAGUUGGGUGAAGCCCUGGAGACCAUCAAGACCGAGAGAGAGCAGAAGGCGGCCUUGAGGAAGGAGCUGUCCCACUACAUGAGCAUCGGGGACUCCAUGUACCACAAUCCCCUGAACAUCUCGCUGGACGGCCUGAAGUUCGGCGAGGACGCCAUGACGGAGCCCAACAACGACGACCCCGUCAACGGCUACGAGAACAGCUUCGACAAGAUCCCCAGCGGCGAGGACGACAACCGCGUGUCCACGCCCAAGAAAAGCGCACGGCUCCAGCCCGCCCCCAGCCUCGUGGACGACCUGCUGAGCGAACUCAACAUCUCUGAGAUCCAGAAGCUCAAGCAGCAGCUGGUACAGGUGGAGCGGGAGAAGGUGAGCCUGGUGUCCACGCUGCAGGACUCGCAGAAGCAGCUGGAGCAAGCGAACGGCGCGCUCUCCGAGGAGCACGAGAAGGUGAGCCGUCUCACCGAGAACCUGAACGCCAUCCGCAAGCUGCAGGCCAGCAAGGAGCGCCGCUCGGCGCUGGACGAGGAGAAGGAGCGGGACAGCCGGGAAGACGGCGACUACUACGAGGUGGACAUCAACGGGCCCGAGAUCCUGGAGUGCAAGUACAAGGUGGUGGUGUCGGAGGCGGCUCAGCUGAAGGAGGAGCUGAAGACGGUGAGGAUGGAGUACUCCUCCUGCCAGUCGCAGUACGAGGAGGAGCGGGCACGUCUGGAGGGCCAGGUGACGACGCUGGUCUCGAAGCUCAGCACGCUGGAGCACAGCAGCCGGGUGGAGCGCGAGCAGCUGGCGCGGGUGGAGAAGGAGCUGCGCAGGGCGAGCGAGGUGGCGGGCGAGACGCAGGGCAGCCUGAGCGUGGCGCAGGACGAGCUGGCCACCUUCAGCGAGGAGCUGGCCAACCUCUACCACCACGUGUGCAUGUGCAACAACGAGACGCCAAACCGCGUCAUGCUCGACUACUACCGCGAGGGCAAGGGAGGCGUGGCGGGCCGGGCCAGCCCCGAGGGGCGCGGCCGCCGCUCGCCCGUCCUGCUGACGCGCGGCCUCUUCCCCACGGCCGAGCCGGAGGCCCCGGCGCUGGGCUCGCCGCUGCCAUCGCCGGUGGCCGACCCGCGCAAGGAGCCCAUGAACAUCUACAACCUCGUGGCCAUCAUCCGCGACCAGAUCCGCCACCUGCAGCUGGCCGUGGACCGUACCACCGAGCUGUCACGUCAGCGCGUGGCCGCCAUGGAGCUGGGCCCCGGGGCCGACAGGGACCAGGAGGCCAGUCUGGAGGAGAUCCUCAAGCUUAAGUCCCUCCUCAGCACCAAGAGGGAGCAGAUUGCCACCUUGCGCACCGUCCUCAAGGCCAACAAGCAGACUGCUGAAGUGGCACUGGCCAACCUGAAGAGCAAGUAUGAGAAUGAGAAAGCCAUGGUGACCGAGACCAUGAUGAAGUUGCGCAACGAGCUCAAAGCCCUGAAGGAGGAUGCUGCUACCUUCUCCUCCCUCAGAGCUAUGUUUGCCACCCGCUGUGACGAGUAUGUUACUCAGCUUGACGAGAUGCAGAGGCAGCUAGCAGCGGCGGAGGAUGAGAAGAAGACGCUGAACUCGCUGCUCCGCAUGGCCAUCCAGCAGAAGCUGGCGCUCACCCAGCGUCUCGAAGACCUCGAGUUUGACCACGAGCAGUGCCGCCGGGGCGGAGCCAACGGCCGCAACAAGUCCACCUCCUCCCGGGGCAGGUCCACCCAGAACACCGCCCACUCCAACGUAAGUCCGCCCCUCACCGCCACCUGUGGGGGCCGCGGCGAGCCCAACAGCCUUCUGGGAACGCCGGUGGUGUUCUGCAGCGAGAAGUACAAGAUCUACUGCGACUAAAAGCUUCGGGUGUGUUUUAAAAUGGCGCUCCUCGGUGUACAAAGCCCCACUCACAUGCGCUCUCUUGUCUGCUCUUUUGGUGUAUGUACGUGUGUUUAAGGCUUUGUAUGGUUAUGCCUACAAGUGUACUAGUAGCUAGUCGAAUGAAGAUGGCUAAUAUGAUAGAGCUAGCUAAUGGCUGCCACACAGGUGUUUGUUGGACACAGAGGGCAGGUUGUCUCCUUCUGUACUCAUGGUGCUGUAUCUUAAGUGGCAGCUUAGUAUCUAAAUGUGUGUGUGUGUGUGUGUGUGUGUGUGUGUGUGUGUGUGUGUGUGUGUGUGUGUGUGUGUGUGUGUGUGUGUGUGUGUGUGUGAGAGAGAGAGAGAGAGAGAGCGUACACGUUUCCCAAUUAGAUCGCUAGUCAUGUUAGUGGGAGCUAGACGUGAGGGCAUCAUGUCGUGGUUUUGGCGUAAAUCUAGUCGCCCUCCUCGCCUUAGCAGAUUUCCUCUUUCUCUUUCACUCUCUCUCCUGGCUCAGAGAAACCAACCUGAACCCGGCAACCCAUUGUCCAAUCAGGUGACUAAUGUUUACAUUGAUAAACGAACUUGUGAAUAUGCAAACGCUCCCCCUCCCUACUUACAGUUACGGGAGAACCAUGGAAGGUUUUGAUAUGAAUUGAGAAAACGACUCAAAAGUAAAACGAUGGGUUUGCCAACUAAUUUAGGACUACGGCGUGAGCGUUGUCAGUCCUCGGUCUCACUCAAGUGCAGGUGGGCAGGAGAGGGGUGUUUGUUGUUUUUUCUUGGAACGGCAAGCUUUUUGCCAAAAUUCCAAAUGGAUCACAUUUUUUGGCACUUGCAUGCAAUUUGCGAUUGCUAGUGGAUUCUUGGCUGCAAAAACAUGUCACCCAGCUUUCUUAUUAGUUUAUUGUCUUAGAUUGUCUCCACCUCGAGGAUGUGUGAAAAAUGGUCCUGCAUGAUAAAGAAGGGGGACAUUUCUCACAGUUGCGCCCUCUCUUCAUUGAAUCGACCCCCCCCCCAAAAAAAACAAAAAAAACACCGAGGUUUUUCAUAGCCAUAACACUGGAGAAUAAAGGGGACGAGGAAAAUCAGCGCUCUCCCUCAAAUUCAAGUGCACUUCAGCUAGGGGCCUCAGGUUCCACAUUUUGUCGCACAAAAAAAAAAAAAUUAAAGACAGAUUUAAAAUAUAAACACGCAAAGUCUGAUCUGUGGAAAACAAGUUUUUGGUUGGUGGAGAGCCAACUGAUCACAAAAUAAGAGCACAACGCUUAAGGCACCCUAAUCACGGCACCGGCCUAAACGACGAUCCUAAACACCCCCGUUGUUAAGUGCCUGUCUCCUGCUUUCUGUCAGAAACUAGCUCCAUUUUGGGCUUCGUGUCUCUGAACCCUAGCGCUAAUCUCUCUCCCUCCUCUCUCUCUUCCUUCUCCACUUCUCCAGCUGCCUUCGCUAACUGUUAAAUCAUCUCCUGGGAGCGUGUGUGUGUGUAUUUAUAUUCUCUCGGAAGGCUCUCUCUCUUUGCUACGCUUCCCAUCGACGGCUUGCCGUCAGCAGCUCCCAUCCGCCUCGUCGCGCUCCGUGAAAUAACGCCAGGCCACGUUUCCGUAAACGCUGGCGCGUAGCGAACUUCGGUAACAUGGCGAGGAAACAGUGUGACGUUUCUGUUUGCGAUAAACUAGCUGGUUGCCUCGUGUUGUCAAAUAAACAAAAAGCUUUAAAGACAGUGGUGAGCAGAUUUAAAGAAAAAACAAAAAAAAACAAAACACGAGGCUGGCGCUUGUAGUAAAAUAGUAAUCCUAAAGUCGUGGAUGCUGAUUACCAUGGUAAUGAAAAUCACUUUGUUAGCUUUAUUACACUAAAAGCAGGGUUGGGGACAGACGAGGAAAGUACCUUUUCUUAAUCAUGUCAUGUGGAAACGAUUAGACGUUAUUCUCAACGAGAUAAUAAUAAUUCAGGUUAACCCUUCCCUUCCUCCUAGCCAGAGGAAGCGUGCGAAGUGGGCAAGAGCCUCGGUCCUCAACUCUGCUUGCGUGUGUGCUGCGUAUAUGCCCUUGGUAACCUAGGCCUUUAGAUAACGUACUGUAUUAAACAGACACUCAGCUACGCGCUCAUCUCAGACACACACACACACACACACACACACACACACACACACACACACAGCUUGGAUCUGACCACUCUCGUUUUGUUCCUUCAUCCAUCCCCAUUAGCAACGAGUGAAAACAUGACAUAUAGUUGAAGGGUUUUAUCAGACAAGGAGAGACUGAAGGUGCCAGUCUGUUGUCUGAUAACAUCAUGAGAUGAUUGAGGGGAAAAAAGGCAUUCCCAAUUUUUGAGAAUGGGCUAAAGUGGAAAAUUGUUUCAUAAAUGGAGGUUUUGUUUGUUUGUUUGUUUGUUUUUGUGUUUGUUUGUCAUGGGCUCAGAGGACAUUGAUUCAAAUUGUGUUGCUUCCUUGUUAUACAACUGAUAUGCCAUUUAAAGUUUAUAUAGUAUUAAGAAUUAUUAAUAAUAUUUACUCAAUGGUAUGAAAUCAGUGUCCACUGUCCUGAGCCCCGAACAUGCUCCUAAGGAACCUACAUGAGCAUGCAGGCGACUUUUUUGCUCACACAUACAUUUAUUACUGUACAUCCCCAUUGGUUUACACCACAUAACACGCAUGCAGAACACUAAUUUUAUUGUAUAUUUUUACUAAUUUGCAUGGCACUUGAGAAGCUCCGCCCAGCUUUUUCCUAUUGGAGGACAGUACGACCGGCGGAGCUUCCUCAUGGGUGGAGGUUUGAUACUUGUGAGCCCUUGGCUUCCAGCACCUGUCUGUUUUGCCUCAGGACUUUCUCAGUGUCAGCUGUGCUUGGCUUCUGGUGACUAACCCAGUUUUACUCUUGCUGGUGACUAAUCUUGGCUCUCCAGCCAUACAUUUUGAUUGCGCGUUCUCUACUUUUUGCUGAGUUCAGCAGUUAUUUAACAUGCUGCCAGCAUGUCUCUGAUUUUCAAAGGUGCACUCUUCUAUGUUUAACAGUAAUGUAAUUUCUGUUAUCUUUGUUUUUUCCAUUUUGCAGUAAUGUUCACCCCCUAGCUGUGCUGGGAAGUCGACAUUCCAUCACUGCUGACAAUUUUGGUCUGCCGUAGCAACUAAAUUUUUAGCCCAAUGGAAAUCCACUGGAAGCCUAAACAUUUAAACACUAUAUAUUAAAAGAUGUGGAUAUUCAGUAUAUUUACAACUAUUAAUAUAGCUGACAUGUGAUAAAUGAUUAAGAACUAAAAUUAGCACGGUUAGAGGGGUUUUUGUUUGUUAGUUUAUUUGCUAGUUUAUAAAUAGUCUAGUAGGAAGCCAUGCUCACAAAUAAAGAAACUCCACCCGUAAGAAUUGUGAUUGGCUAAGAAAAUCUUGCUAAAUUAAAAUAAGGAAGGAGUUGGGGAUUAAAUAGAACCUAUGCUACAUUGGGUUUUUGGUUUUGUUUUUUCUUAACCUGUGCACUUUUAAUAUAGGAGUAUAUAGCUUUUAUUAUUAAUCUAGGAAAGGUUUGUAGUGCUUUGGUUUGUGAGUCAGUUCAAGUCUAUAUACACGUAUAUAUUGAUAGUAAUAGAUUUUUCAUAUAUGCUCUCUGUAUGCAAAGAACAGAGAACAACUCACUCACUUAUCCAAAACUCACCUUACAAACCAGUCCUAUGGUGUUCUGUGAAAUGAAUCUACAUGCAUUCAUCAUUUAUAUUUCAUUUAUAAUGUUGACAAUGUUUUUUUUUCAUAUUUGUGCUACUGCCAUAUUUUAAAACAAAAUCCCGGGUGGUCAGAUGCUGGGCUUUUUUGUCUAUUUAUUAUUCUUAGGAAUAGUUCAACAUGAAUGAGAAGAAACUUGACGCCGUUCUGGCUUAAACACGGUAAAGUGGGCUUCUGAAAAACAAAAGCCGUGCUGCGUGAGACAGUUGCGUGGAAUUUUGUUUUUCCUCCAGUGCUUCUUUACUCGAGCUUUCUGGGGAUUGCUGACUUCGUGAAUUCUCUGCGAGCGUAAUCAAAUCAAUUCCAAAUUGGAAUGGUCUCAUUCUCUCUUUAUUUAUCGUGCCAAGUCUUGGUGCACCGUUUUACGUUUGAUACAAGUAUCAAUCAAUCAGUCCAUAAACAGAAAAGAUGGAGAUCAGAAAGAAGAUGGGAAGUUGUUGCGGUGGGUGUGACUGAGAGGCCACUGCUUUCAUGCCCUCCAUCUGGUUGGUUUUCUGUUUCUGCUCUUCGUUCUAACCAGUAGUGCCUUUCUUUAUUUCAAGAGAGAAUUCUAGUCUAGAUUACAGGUUUUGUAGUUUUGUUUUUUUUUCUAUCCUGAAGGUAAGGAAAUUGGCAAGGAUUUCUUGCCUUUCUGAACGCUUAGAAGCAGCAAUAACUGCAGAAGACACAAUCUGUUUUGCGACAGUGUGUUUUGUUAGUCUAAGACAUUAGGUGAGUAAAACUUAAAAUUUGCAGAUUGCGGUGAAUUCUUGAAAUCAGCGAUCCCUUUAGCAAAUUCAGGGGUUUUAGCAAAAGGUCUUUUUUAAUCAAGUGGUGGGAAUUCGAGUCCUGUUUUGCCUCAUAGUGGAAAAAAAAAAGACUCCACACAUGCAUGUGUGGUGUUUUGCUGGUCAAGACUGGUGUAUCUAUAGCUUUGGUGAAGGCAACGUGGUAUUGAUAGUAUUGUUAACAAAUGCGUGAACGUGCAUCCUCUUUUUGCCCAUUAUGAGUGUCACUUUUUUGUUUGCUAUCUGUUUGGGGUUUUUAAACCUUUUUUUACAUAAUAUUUUUAAGCAUUGUAAAUUCAGGAAACAGAAAACAUUUUGCAUCAACAAACUUAAAUGGUGCCAUUAAAGUCACAGCUUGUUUGUUGAGGCGUAAACAUAAUUAGUACAUUUGGGUAGCUAGUAAAAAUGGGUGGUGGUCUGUCAAUUAAGUGCAAUUUAAAAUGCUGAUUUACAGAAAUGAGGUUUUCUGUUUGCUGAAAGCGAUAGCGUUGUGAUAUUCAGCUAGCCGUGCAACCUUCACAUGGUCAUAUUGUGUUCCAGUAUUGAUCCGCAAGGAGUUUGAUACCUUUAUAUAAAAACAAUGAUUACAUCCAUAUGUUGGUAUUUAUUUGAAAUGUCUUGCAGUACUGUAUUCUUUAUUAAUAACGUGCAUUACGAUCAGUGGCAAAAAAAAGAGAAAAAAAAGAAUUCAGAUUAAGUCAUAUGCAUGUUUUUCUUCAGCCAUGGGACUUUUACACAGGACAGAAAACAAACGUAGAACUUUAAAGAGGUUAGAAAAGAAAAAGGAAUCAAAAAAUGAAAUGUGUUUAGCUCUUAAGCAACGUAUUACUGCUGAACUAACCUAGCAGAAAAAGUGUUGUUUUGUUUUCUGUAGUGGGUUUACUCAGUCUGUGUAAAGGUAGUCACGCUGGAUUAAAUCAAUAAACGGGACUAAAACUUUG